CUGAUCGACGAGAGCUACAACGCGAGCCCGGCGGCCGUUCGCGCGGCAAUCGCAACGCUUGCCGAGACAGCGCCGCUCGCGUCGGGCGGGCGGCGGCUCGCCGUGCUCGGCGACAUGCUGGAGCUCGGCGAGGCGGCAGAGCGCUGGCACGCCGAACUCGCCGGCGAUCUCGAAGCCGCCGGGAUCGAUCUCGUCUUCACCGUGGGCCCGCUGAUGGCCCACCUCCACCGCGCUCUCGACCCUGCCCGGCGCGGCGCCCACGCACCGCACUCGGAAGGUCUGACCGACAUUCUGCGCGCCGAACUCCGUUCGGGCGACGUGGUUCUGGUCAAGGGCUCGCUCGGCAGCCGCAUGGGCCGAUCGUGCGGCGUCUCGCCGCCGAUGCGACGGCCGCUCGACGGUCAUGACUGA
Molecule: messenger RNA, 411 nt
Organism: Geodia barretti
Lineage: Eukaryota; Metazoa; Porifera; Demospongiae; Tetractinellida; Geodiidae
Source: the annotation of a GenBank genome assembly